AUGCCAUAUUUUAUUUUUAUGAAAAUUGACGACAUAAAUACUAAGAAACCGCUAAUUUAUUGGCUAUUUUAUAAUCUCUUGUUUGUGACAAACAUUAACGUUUCUAUAUGCAAAUUCUAUAUACAAAUUGAAAAAAUCGGUAAUAACAAAUACUUCGAAUCUUUAGCGAUUGACAAGACAAACAUUUAUAUUCAUAUAAUGUUUGAUAAUGAUAUAUAUGUUUUGGAAAAAAAGUAUGCACUUCUCGAAAGCGUAGAUGCAUACAAAUACAUCCGAAAGAUAAAAAUGUAUUCCCAAAUUAAUAAUUUUCAUUCUUUCGAUAAAUCUUUGCAAUCGUAUCCUCCGACGAGAUGUCUGACACCUGACAAAAAAGUUUACAACGUAGAUAUAUUGACGGUAACGAUGAACAGCAUUAUUGUAAAUUUUCCGGAACCGGACCCCAAGUGUGGAUGCAACAACUUACCUACUAAUCUAUAUACCAUCAAUAUCAUAAGCUAUUGUUUGGACAAUGAGCUUAACAAGUUCGAUAAUUUCACCGUGCAGACGAACAAACGAUAUUAUGAAAUUCAGAAUUUAACAUUGUUUACAGAGUACAAGUUACUGCUAGUAAUAAGCAAUUUUUAUUUCGAUCAAUUAUCGAUGGACCCGUUCGGCUUGGAAGUGAUACUGAGAACUAAACCGAGCAAAUUCGAUGCACCGAAAAAUGUGACAGUUCAGGCUCUGACGCCUACUAAAGCGGCAAUGUAUUGGAUGCCACCCAAAAAAGUGAACUGCAACUCUGUGAUCUACGAAGUAUACUGGAUAUUAAUUAUUUUGGUAAACAAUACGCGACAAAUAUAUGAGUCGAAUGAACUUAUCAAUAAAACCGAAUAUAAGAUAGACAACAAAUUUUUCAUGAUGAUUGAACCGUUGAUACCAAAACAAAAGUAUUGGGUAUAUGUACGCAUGCAUCCAGUCAACUACAGCAAACUUUAUACUGACAGUUUGAACAAAACCUUGUACAUGUAUUCGGAACCAAACAAUUUAACUUUGACUAAAGUUAGUAUAAACGGCAUGAAUAUCUCGUGGAUUCCUAGCGUUAAUUUGACAAUUAAUUACGAAUUGGAAUACAAAAAUAUUGAGAUGCAGAAAUGGCAAAUUGCAAACAACUCUGAGCCAAAUAACGGGGGGAAAGUAACGUACUAUAUAAAAAAUUUACUACCAGGAACUCUAUACGAGUUUCGUUUGAUACUAAAAUAUCCAAAGUAUGAGAAAAAUUUUACAUGGCCGUCUGACGGAAGGUUUACUUUUACAACAUUGACAAGUGAUAUUUCGAGCACUCCUGGAAUAUCGGUUAUGCAAUAUUACAUAUCAUUCACCGUUAGCUUUGUCGCUAUAGUUACUGUAAUCUGCGUCUGCUACUUUUACUACUUGUACCGACAACGCAAAGAAAGUAACGAGCAAAUUUUGCCUCCCGUAAUUACCGACAUCGAAUUAGCAAUUCUACAUGAGAUAUCGAAUUUUUGGAUAAUUUUUUCAAUGUUAUUGUUCAAUGCUAAUUAAACUAUAUAUUUUUUAAUGAAAAAUAAAUUUAAGUUUAUUUUAAAUAUUUUGCAGGUGUUUCGAGGAACAGUAAAGAAUUUAGAAGGACCGGGCAUAGAGAUAUCCGCUGCCAUAAAAAUGCUUCGAAAAAAUGCUUCCUCGCAAGAGAAAAAGAAGUUUUUAGAAGAGGCUAGACUUAUGAAUCACUUUCGACAUAAACAUGUGCUAAGAUUGCUGGCCGUCUGCAUAGACGAAUAUUCUCCAUUAAUUGUGUUGGAAUUAAUGGAAAUUGGUGAUCUGCUACAAUAUUUGAGAGACAGUCGAAAAUUACAACCCUCAGAUUCGCACAUUCUGCGUCUGCAAGAUUUGUUUCCUAUGUGCGAAGAUGUUGCACGAGGCUGUUGCUACUUGGAAAAUCUGCGUUUCGUUCAUAGAGAUCUCGCUUGUCGAAAUUGCUUAGUAUCCGCCAGAGAUCGCGAAAACCGUGUCAUUAAAAUUGGCGAUUUUGGACUAGCUAGAGAUGUUUACAAAGAUGACUAUUAUCGCGUGAAAGCACAAGGUCGGCUUCCUGUUUGCUGGAUGGCACCGGAAUCUUUGUUGAUCGGAAUAUUUACUUCCCAGAGCGACGUUUGGUCAUUCGGAGUUCUAUUAUGGGAAAUUACAUCAUUGGGUGAGCAUCCUUACAUUGGCAGGACUAAUCUGGAAGUGAUAGAUUAUGUACGCGCUGGAGGUAGGUUGCCGACGUCUCUCAAUUGUCCACCGACUUUGUACGAGUUAAUGCUGCGUCUCUGGAGUCCAGCGAAUAAUAGACCAAACUUUAAACUUUGUCUCGAGAAUAUUAUAGCUCUAAGAAAUAACAUGGAAGAUACUUUACUGAGUCCAAUGGAUAUUAUCUAGCCAUAAAAUUAAAUUAAUUAAUGACAUUAUUUUCCAAAUGAUCCAAUGAAAAGCUCAAACGUAGGAAAAAUAACUUUAAAUAAUUAAUAUUCUGUCGUUUUCAAGUUUAAUCUUAAUAUUAGAUUUGUCGAUAAGAAUAAGAAAGAUAUUUUUCAAUCUUAUUUUGCGAGAAAUUUUGAUGAUUGAAAAUCACAACACUUGUUCUUACAAUUGUAAGCAAUGCGAUGCUGAUGCCAGGGGAAAGUGCCAGCACUUUCGAGUAACCGAAAACUUAAUAGUUCUGAAUCUAAUAAUUAUCGGUAGAUUGCUAAAGUAGUUUUAAAAAUAAUAUCUAUUUCAUUUUGUAUUAUUAUACUGUUUUAUAUUCCUAUAUUUUUUCUUACUUGAAUGCUUAAACAAAACAUACAUUUAUAUUUUUAAAAGUUCUCUGGGAUUUUUUUAUUCCCUUUCCUGUUCUUUCGCUCAAAAUAUGAAUGUACUACUGAAUUAAUUUCAAGAGUAGAAAUAUUUUAAAAAUAUGCAGUUUAAAAAAAGAUUAUCACAAGUCACUCUAAUUUAUCGUGAAGAAAAGAUCACUCUCUUAAACAAUAAACCACGACCAAAUUUCCAUUAAGCUCGAUCAGCGAUAAAUUCGACUAACAAUAAGAUAGAAUUGUCAAAAUCAUAUCGUUCCUAUCUCUCCUUUCUCAUAUCAAAAAA
This is a messenger RNA of Formica exsecta, 3117 nucleotides long. RefSeq names its product proto-oncogene tyrosine-protein kinase ROS-like. The record is from RefSeq and is a predicted model, not a curated record. Gene Ontology annotation, biological process: multicellular organism development; positive regulation of kinase activity; cell surface receptor protein tyrosine kinase signaling pathway. Lineage: Eukaryota; Metazoa; Arthropoda; Insecta; Hymenoptera; Formicidae. Gene Ontology annotation, molecular function: ATP binding; transmembrane receptor protein tyrosine kinase activity; protein binding. Gene Ontology annotation, cellular component: signaling receptor complex; membrane. The transcript has 5 exons.